Messenger RNA from Musca domestica (house fly), 2473 nucleotides. RefSeq names its product serine/threonine-protein phosphatase 2B catalytic subunit 1. The transcript has 14 exons. NCBI's taxonomy places the organism in Eukaryota, Metazoa, Arthropoda, Insecta, Diptera, Muscidae. Gene Ontology annotation, biological process: calcineurin-mediated signaling. Gene Ontology annotation, molecular function: calmodulin binding; calmodulin-dependent protein phosphatase activity. The coding region runs from base 476 to 2167 and encodes 563 amino acids. Gene Ontology annotation, cellular component: calcineurin complex; cytoplasm. The record is from RefSeq and is a predicted model, not a curated record.
UUUUCUUUUCAGUUGUUGGCACACCGACGAAUGUGCUGCUGCGUCUGGCUAUCUGCCCCAAAAUCAUUUCUAAUUCGCAAAAAAAAUCGACUGAAAAGAACGCACUGUGUAUUUCACUAACAACGGACAAGUCGUCGGGAUGCGUGUGCUGUGAAAAUAUCGCAAAAUUUCGUAAAAAAAAAUAAAAUUUAAAUAACAAAUAUCAAAAUAUGAAGAUCGGUGUUGACUGAAAAUUCGGAAAAUAUGCCAUGUUAAUAAGAGUGAAAGAAAAUAAUAUAGCGGUGACAUACAAUAGUAUAAAAACAACAAAAACAUCAAAUAAAAUAUAAGCAAAAAAAAAAAAAAGAAAUAAAAUAUAUAUCAAAAAGAAAAAAAUAAAUAAGAAAGUGUAUCGCUCUUGUGUGUGUUUGUGAUAUUUGCCAAAAAGCAAUAAAAUAUUUCAGAAAUUUGAAAAUAUUUUCAAAUUUUUGUGAAAAUGUCUUCGACAGCAACAUCAGCGGCCGCAACGGCCAACCAGCAGAAAUCUUCCUCAGACACAGAUAGCAGCAACACAACAACAGCAACGGCCGGAAAUAAAACAAAGUGCAAAUACACGAAAACCAAGGAGCGCAUGGUUGAAGAGGUACCGCUGCCACCUGCUCACAAAUUGACAAUGGACGAGGUCUAUGAUCCGAAAACGAACAAACCAAAUUAUGAUGCCUUGCGACAACAUUUCCUCCUCGAAGGACGUAUCGAAGAGGAACCUGCCUUGAGAAUAAUCACAGAAGGUGCUGCGUUGCUGAGGAGUGAGAGCAACAUGAUUGACGUGGAGGCACCCAUAACAGUGUGCGGAGAUAUACAUGGACAAUUCUUCGAUUUGGUCAAACUAUUCGAAGUUGGUGGUCCUCCAGAGUCGACACGAUAUUUGUUUUUGGGUGAUUAUGUCGAUCGUGGUUAUUUUAGUAUAGAGUGCGUCCUUUACUUGUGGUCCUUAAAAAUCUGCUAUCCUGACACAUUAUUUCUGCUGCGCGGCAAUCAUGAAUGCAGACAUUUAACAGAAUAUUUUACCUUCAAACAGGAAUGUGAAAUAAAAUACUCAAUUGAAGUCUAUGAUGCCUGUAUGGAGGCUUUCGACUGUUUGCCAUUGGCUGCUUUACUCAAUCAACAGUUUCUGUGUAUUCACGGAGGCCUGUCACCUGAAAUCUUUACCUUAGAUGAUAUCAAAAAGCUAAACAGAUUCCGUGAACCACCCGCCUUUGGGCCCAUGUGUGAUUUGUUGUGGUCCGAUCCGCUGGAAGAUUUUGGCAAUGAAAAGAACAGUGAUUAUUUUACACACAAUUCGGUGCGUGGUUGUUCAUACUUUUUCAGCUAUAUGGCCUGCUGUGAAUUUCUACAAAAGAACAAUUUAUUAUCGGUUGUCCGAGCCCAUGAGGCCCAGGAUGCGGGCUACCGCAUGUAUCGCAAAAAUCAGGUUACCGGUUUCCCAUCUCUGAUAACAAUAUUUUCGGCGCCAAAUUAUUUGGAUGUUUAUAACAAUAAGGCAGCUGUACUUAAAUAUGAGAAUAAUGUUAUGAACAUUCGACAAUUUAAUUGUUCACCCCAUCCAUAUUGGCUGCCAAAUUUUAUGGAUGUCUUCACAUGGUCAUUGCCAUUUGUUGGCGAGAAGGUUACCGAUAUGCUUGUUAGCAUUUUGAAUAUCUGUUCGGAUGACGAACUAUUGAGCGGUCCAGAUGAUGAACUAGAGGAAGAAAUGCGAAAGAAAAUCGUUCUCAAGCCCAUGAACCAUUCAGAACAACCAAAGAAAACAGCCGCUGUCUCAGCCCUGCGCAAGGAAAUUAUACGAAACAAAAUUAGAGCGAUUGGUAAAAUGUCACGUGUAUUUUCGGUACUAAGAGAGGAGUCUGAAUCUGUACUGGCUUUGAAAGGACUUACACCGACCGGUGCUUUACCCGUGGGUGCUCUAUCCGGUGGCCGAGACUCAUUGAGAAGCGCUCUACAAGGUCUGGGCGCCACACCAGAAAUUCACUCAUUUGCCGAAGCCAAGGGUUUGGAUGCCGUUAACGAACGCAUGCCACCCCGACGUCCGGGCCUAAACAGCAAUGACAAUGAGACAAGUUCCGCUGCAAAGAAAAAUGGCACCGCUGGAAAAGUGGCCAAACGUUCUACAGCUUCGAGCAAAAGUUCAUAGUUUUAAUGAAAAAGAGAGACUUAAGGCAGCAGCAUAAUACUCCUCCUCCACCUUCUCAUCCCCAUUCAUAGACAUCCAACACGACACAAAUAAUGCACACUGAAAAAACUCAAACCCAAAUCACACACACACACAUUUUAUUAUUCUUUGAAACGGUUAUCAAUAAUAAUAAUGAUUUGAUUUAGUUAAAUCGUAUAAUUUUUUUAGUGAAAUUUUAAGAUAAUUACAAAAUCUUUUUUUAAUUCGAUAAUUAGUGCUUUAAAUAAUUGUUUUUAAAUAAAGCAUUCAAAAUCACAGACUGUGUGA